AUGGCCGACUGUGGAGCAUCGGGUACUGCGCUGGAUCAGGCCACACGGGCCCUGAUGGGCGGAACAGGCAGUGCCAGUGCUCUGAAUGCCCAAAAGCAAGUGGAAAACUUACUGGGACACACGGCUCUCACAGGAGCAAACGGUCAAGCCGUGAUUCCACACUCUCAGCCACAAUUCGUCUCGCCGACGCUGGGUCAUGGCCAUGACACAUUGUUGGCGUCCGUACCACAGCGCUCAGCCUAUCCGCAUGCAAAUCAUCAUCACCACUUCCAAAGGCCACACCAACAGCAUAUGCCUGCAGAGUUCGGUGUGGCUGUCGCGCAGCAAAUGAACUAUUCCAUCCCCAACAAUCACUUUCUGCACAUGCAGCAGCAACAACAACACGCAAUGGCAAUGGCACACCACCAGCACCAGCAACAACAACAACAAAUUCAGCACCUUUUGAAACGACAAAUGGAAGCAAAUCAGGAAAAAGAACAGCAUGAAACGGCACAAGAGGUUGCCCACGAGUCGUCAAUUGACGAUGUUGCCGUGUCCGUGGAAGACCUGCAAGAGGCGCUUGGCGAGCAGGACUUUGAUGAAGGAGUUCCUCGAGGAGCAACCAUUGAGGAGUUGGCUGCAGCAUGGGCCGAAGCCCAGGACAUGGCAUUUGAAGCCGACGUGGCUGCUGCGGGAGUCGAUCCGCUCACCGAUGAUGCCGGAAUUCUUGGCCCUACGGGGGAAUUCCAGACACAACCAUACCAAUUCGUAAAUAAUCAAGUCCAGCAAAACAUGGAAAAACUAUCCAACACAAACUUUCUAGAAGAAGGUAUUCAACAAUUCAAGCAGGGAAAUCUUGCUGAGGCUAUCAAGAAUUUUGAAAUGGAACUACAGCUCAAUGACCCCGACAACUCGGCGGCGUGGUUAAUGCUGGGAAAGUGUCAUGCUGAAAACGACAUGGACAGAGAUGCCAUCUUGUGCCUAGAAACUGCUGUCGAAAAGGACCCUUACUCGACCGAAGCGCUCUUGGCUCUGGGGGUAUCCUAUGUCAACGAGCUUAAUCAUGCCAAAGCACUCUCGGUCUUGAAAAGCUGGGUCACCACUAAUCCCAAGUACGCUGGAAUGGAUCUCAGCUCGGGAGAGGACGUAUACGGAGACGUACACGAGGGAGCCAAACAGCAUGAUGCAGACUUUGCCGAGCUACAAGAUCUCUUGCUCAAGGUUCUUGAGUUCGAUCCGGAUCCGUCCAUUUGGGAAGCCUUGGGAGUCGCUGCCAACGUCAGUAGAGACUACGUCACGGCUGUUGAGGCAUUCCAAAAGGCUGUCGAAGCUCGUCCAGACGACUACCAGUUAUGGAACAAGCUGGGGGCCACUCUAGCAAACAGCAAUCAGAGUGCUAAAGCAUUGAACGCGUACCACAAAGCUAUCGCCUUGAAACCGAAGUAUUGCCGUGCAUGGCUCAACAUGGCUAUCUCCCACUCCAAUCUGCAAGACUUUGACGAAGCUGCUAGAUGCUACUUGCAAACACUGAGUUUGAAUCCAAGUGCUGUCCAUUGUUGGAGCUAUCUCAGAGUUGCGCUCACUUGCGCUGAAAGGUGGGAUCUAAUACCUUUCGCUGCUUCACAGGAUUUGGAUGCUUUCGCCAAACAUUUCGACUUUGUUAGAUACAACUAA
This is a messenger RNA of Seminavis robusta, 1653 nucleotides long. The record is from the annotation of a GenBank genome assembly. NCBI's taxonomy places the organism in Eukaryota, Bacillariophyta, Bacillariophyceae, Naviculales, Naviculaceae.